Molecule: messenger RNA, 2127 nt
Organism: Exophiala mesophila
Lineage: Eukaryota; Fungi; Ascomycota; Eurotiomycetes; Chaetothyriales; Herpotrichiellaceae
Exons: 1
Coding region: 423-1568 (381 amino acids)
Biological process (GO): pyrimidine nucleotide import into mitochondrion
Cellular component (GO): mitochondrion
Molecular function (GO): pyrimidine nucleotide transmembrane transporter activity
Source: RefSeq, a predicted model, not a curated record
ACCAACUCCUCCCCGACUACUUCCAUUCCAUCAAUCAUCCUUGCUUUGACUCACCGUUUUUCCACCCAUCAAGCCCUCUGUGAGCUGUUCGACAGGCGGACAGAGAUAUCUUCGGCCUUGACAUCAGUUAUUGGAACCGUCUCAUGUUCAUGGCCUUGGUCAAUCGCUGGUAGACCAGCUGCAUUGGCUGCGGCCAAACCCCGCAGCACAACCUACCCGCCGCCGACGGUGCAACGGAGAGGUUGAGUUAUCUCAUCCUGACCCCCGUCAUCACAUACAACACCAUCCCUUCACAUCAGCUGCCUUUCGAACCACCUCGUCCGUCUUACCUCACCUUCUCGUGCCUGCCUUUCAUCGCCAUGCACUCGCCAUACGGGUGAUUAGGCCUCCCCUGACAAUCGUCUUAUUCCACCGAGAAUAGAAUGUCCUUUGAGAGGGAAUCAGAACAAACUCCUGCCGUUUUGUCUCCCCAAUAUGCUACCACGACCGAUACUCCUACCUCAGACCCCCACAGAACAAUGUCCCCGUCUUCCUCGAGAGACUCCAUCAUCGGCCGCAUACAGAUACACUCGACACAAAUUCCGAAGGCGUGGAUCUCCCCCAUCUGUGGAGCCGGUGCCGGUUUUGCUUCCGGCAUUGUCACUUGCCCCCUAGAUGUGAUCAAGACCAAGCUGCAAGCACAGGGCGGCUUCGCUACAAGGCACGGACCCUAUUCACCUUCGACACAGCCCUACAAGGGCAUUAUUGGAACUGGUCGCGUGAUAUGGCAAGAAGAAGGAAUCCGUGGCAUGUACCGGGGCCUAGGUCCGAUGCUGAUGGGAUACCUUCCUACAUGGGCCGUCUAUCUGACUGUCUAUGAAAACUCACGAGACUUUUGGUACGAUCAGUGCGAGAGCUGGUGGUUAGCAAGAUGCUACUCAUCUUUGACCGCCGGUGCUUGCUCGACUAUCCUCACAAACCCUAUCUGGGUAAUCAAAACGCGCCUCAUGUCGCAGAGCUCCAAAGCAAAGUCCGCUAGCGACGGAAUGCGCGCCCCUUGGCAUUACACAUCAACUCUGGAUGCUGCCAGAAAAAUGUAUCACAAUGAGGGGAUGAAAUCCUUUUACUCGGGCCUGACCCCGGCCCUUCUAGGCCUUACCCACGUGGCUGUCCAGUUCCCUCUUUAUGAGUAUUUCAAAAUGAAAUUCACCGGGUAUGGUAUGGGAGAUCACCCACCCGAGGACAGUGGUGCCAACUGGGUGGGGAUAAGUGCGGCAACAUUCCUGAGCAAAAUCUGCGCUAGUACAGCGACGUAUCCUCAUGAAGUACUUCGAACAAGGCUGCAGACACAGCAACGAAGAGGCCUGUCAACUUCUGAUGGCCUGGCUGUCAAAGCUCGCUACUCGGGAAUCCUGCACAUGUGCCGACUCAUUCUGCAAGAGGAAGGAUGGCGAGCAUUCUAUGCCGGUAUCGGAACUAAUCUAAUUCGCGCCGUCCCGGCAGCCAUGACAACCAUGCUCACCUACGAAUGGUUACAGAAAACCAUACAUAAUGCCCAAGAAGCUGGAACAGCGUUGAGUACAAGCUGAUCUUUCUGUUUACCCAGAUUGGGGCAGCAUAUUGCAGAUAUCAAUUGCACACCUUGCACUCUUCCGGCUCAGAAGCUUGGCACAUAUCUUACCACGAUGCAUGUUGAACAGCAACCGGGCCUAACGCCCUGGAGUGCCAUGGCCGCGUCACAGGUGGUUGUAAAGUAGUGUUUUGACAGCCCUGCAGAUAGUCAGGGUGGCGGCAGACAGGACUCCCGCGAACAGAAAUGACGAGUGCAACUGAAAGCAUGCAUGUCAGGCAGUCAGGCUUUGGGAGCAUUGUCCUUGAUUGCACGAUCGAUAGGCACGACAGGGACAAAGGAGUGGAAAGAAUUCACGUUGAGUGGCGUAGACGGCCAUGAAGAAGGGCAAGUCGCCUGCUCUGGGAGGAGACUCAGUGAUGAGCAUCAUCUGCUUAGAAUCGAGUUGUGAUAUUCAAGCACUGCUUUGCAUUGCCAUCGCCAUCGCCAACGAUAUUAGCCUCGUUUUCAGCUGAACGAAUUGUGAGAUAUCCAAUGUUCGAUUAUAGCAACAUCUCUAUCGGUAACUCAUGCAUGAC